UCUCCUCCUCCUCCUUCCUCCUCCUCCUCCUCCCUCUCCUCCCUCUCCUCCCUCUCCUCCUCCUCCUCCUCCUGGUGACCUUGUAGAAGAGAUCAGGGAUCAUGGAUGCUGAAGACUUCAAAACCUGCCUUAUCUCCGUUGGUUACAACCUGGGUGAGAACGAGUUCUCUCGCAUCAUGAGCAUCGUGGAUCCAAACCGGAUGGGCAUCGUCACCUUCCAGGCCUUCAUCGACUUCAUGUCCCGCGAGACGGCCGACACGGACACCGCCGACCAAGUCAUGGCCUCCUUCAAAGUGCUGGCUGGAGAUAAGAACUACAUUUUAGCCGAUGAGCUGCGCAGGGAGCUUCCUCCGGACCAGGCCGAGUACUGCAUGGCCCGCAUGGCGCCCUACACGGGGCCGGACGGCGUGCCCGGAGCCCUGGACUACAUGUCGUUCUCCACUGCUCUGUACGGAGAGAGCGACCUUUGAACUCUCUGUCAGUCGUCCUGACCCGGGACCACCAGCCUAACUGCUCUGAUCACCGCCACGUCCUCCGACCGCCCCACCACCACACUUUUUUGUACGUCUCUGGCCUUAUCUUUUUGUCCUCCUCCUCGCCCUCCUCGCCCUCCUCGCCCUCCUCGUCCUCCUCGCCCUCCUCGCCCUCUCGUCCUCCUCGCCCUCCUCGCCCUCCUCGCCCUCCUCGACCUCCUCGCCCUCCUCGCCCUCCUCGCCCUCCUCGCCCUCCUCGUCCUCCUCGCCCUCCUUGCCCUCCUCCCUGCUCGCUCACACUCUGUCUUCGUUGUAUUUGCUUCCCACGCGAUGCAGCAGCUCUCCAGGUUUACAAAGAGGGAGAGAGAAAAUGUUUGUUCCUGUUUUUAUUUUCUUGUUGUCGUUGUUUUUCUUCAUAAAAUGAAUAAAGUUAACAUAUUUUAUUAUACUGAACAAAAAAAGGUAUUUUUCUUCACCUGAUUGAAAAUAAGAGACGAAAAUUGUAAUAAAGAAAAAUUGCUAUA
This is a messenger RNA of Labrus mixtus (cuckoo wrasse), 997 nucleotides long. Its product is annotated as alpha-actinin-1. Gene Ontology annotation, molecular function: calcium ion binding. The record is from RefSeq and is a predicted model, not a curated record. The transcript is spliced from 3 exons. Bases 102 to 470 code for a protein of 122 amino acids. NCBI's taxonomy places the organism in Eukaryota, Metazoa, Chordata, Actinopteri, Labriformes, Labridae.